This is a messenger RNA of Didymodactylos carnosus, 3709 nucleotides long. NCBI's taxonomy places the organism in Eukaryota, Metazoa, Rotifera, Eurotatoria, Philodinida, Philodinidae. The record is from the annotation of a GenBank genome assembly.
UUGAGUCAUUUUAAGACCAUUUCAUAAAAUGAGAUAAAAAUGAUGUAUAUAUGAUAUAAUUUGUAAAAAUGAUCUAAAUAUGAUCCUAUUAUGAUCAUCUAAAAAUGAUGUAUUUAUGUAUCAUUUUUAUAUCAUAUCUCUGAGAUCAUAGAUGUGACAUUUAUGUGUCAUUUUUACAUCAUUUUUAACUUCUAAUCUAAAAUCAUCAUUUUCUUACAACUAUAUUUGUCACAUGUUAUGAUCAUAAUUAGAUCAUAUCAUUUAUGUGUAUUAGAUUAGUCAUUUAUGGGACAUUAUGACACAAACGAAAGUAGCACUUUUUAUGGAAUUAUGCGCAUUUAUCUUCUACCACUUUUCACAAACACUGUACAGAGUUGAGCCUAGCGACUAAAAGAUAGUAAAGUUAAUUUCUGAUAUUUUUCACUCCAACGUCGACCCCCAAAAACCCUGCCUUCAGGGUGAAAACCCCUUCUUAAACUUUAUUUUCCGUUUUCGCCGUGAAGGAAGUGUUUUCCAAGGUGGAACUAGAAGUGAAAAAAUGUCAAAAAUUAAGUUUACUAUCUAUCAGUCUCUAGGCUCAACUCUCUACAGUGUUUGUGGAAAAAACUAGAGGCCAAUUAAUCAAAAUUACUAGUUUUUUUUAAACUUCAAAGUGAAAAUCCCAAGACAGAAGGAACAAAGACAUGUAUAUUUGUAUAGCCGUGUGAUGUAGUGGAUAGCAUCGUAGACUUCUGAUCUACAGGUUCAGGGUUCGAAUCUCUGCAUGAGCUGUUUCGUAUUUUUUCUUUGCAUUUCUUAUCUAAUAAAUAGUCUUAAAAUGGUCUUAAAAUGAGGCAAAAAUGAUCUAAACUGGAUCAUAAUAAGCUCAUAUUUUGAUGACCAUAAUAAGAUGAUAUUUAUCCCAUAAAAAAAUGACAUAAUUAUGACUACAUUAUGAUACAAUAAAUGAGAUAAAUAUGGGAGAGAUAUGAUUUAAAAAUGAGCCAUAUAUGGCACAUAAUGAGUCAUUCAUGGCUCAUUUUUCACGGCCUGGGAAUAUUUCAAAUACACUAUAAUCAAUAAGCUAAUGAAGGAAGCGUCUCAAGUGAUACUCUUGUUUUGUGUUAAAAGCUGGUUUUUAAUGCAUCAUUUUUUAUCCUGAUUUCGAAUCUAACGUCUCUUUCAGCAGUUAAGCCUAUCCUAAGUGACUCUCUGCUGCAUCUGAAGCGCCGGAAGUCCAGCACCAAGAUUCGAAUCAAAAGAGUAUUUAGUAGAGAGUCACCUAGGAUAGGCCUAACUGCUGAAAGAGAUGACAGAUUCGAAAUCAGGAUAAAAAAUGAUGCAUUAAAAACCAGUUUUUAACAUAAAACAACAGUAUCACUUGAAGCUUUCCUUAUAAGCUAACUAAGAAGGCAGAAAUGGAAGUCAAAAUUUGUUUUCAGCAUAUAAUCCUGUAUUUUGAGUUUUUGUUGAGCUUUAUUCGUUCAACCGUGUACUUUUAGUUUCCAGUGAAUUAAUUUUUGAUGCUAAUAUAAAAUUGAAAACAUGUUUAUUUCCUUAUAUAAGUGUCGACAAUGUUGUGUUUGAAAUAUUACCGUUGUCCGAACAAAUAUCAUCAAUUCAAAAAUUAACAAUCAGUUUACAUCAUUAUGCUGAUUUAAUUUAUUUAUUGAAUAGUUUACCAUUAGUCAAUUAUCUGAGUGUAAAUAUCUACGAAAACGGUGAUGACCGACUGGUACCAUCAUUCUAUAACAAAUUGAAAUAUUUGAAGCAUUUUGUUUUAGUCGGUAUGAGCGUAACAGUCAAUUAUGAGUUUAUCGAAUUGUUAUUACGACACAUUGCAGAUCAUUUGGAGUAUUUAUCAUUAAAUUUAUCAUUUCGUUUGCGUAGAACUACAUGGAUCGAUGGUGAUUAUUUAUAUAAAAGUUUUUUAUCUCAUAUGAAAUAUUUAAAACGAUUUCAUUUUUAUCUAACAUGUUUAAUGAUACCAAACAUUUUGAAUGAGACAACAACUUCAACACAAAUUAUUUCAACAUUUAGAAAUAAUUUUUGGUUAAAUGAUAAAAAGUUUCAUGUUGGAUGUUAUCUAGAUCAUUUUAGGGAUAUUUCCCGUUUAUGUUUAUAUUCAUUAUCAUUUCAUUAUGAUAAAAUGUCAUAUGUAUCAAAUAAUUUUUUAAAUGAUCAACAACAAAAUUUCAAGAAUAAUUCGUCAACAAAUUGGGCAAAUGUCCAACGUAUACAUUUAUAUGAUGACUAUAAACCAUUUCCAUUAGAGUUUUUCAAUAUGAUUAAUCAAACAUUUUUAAAUUUAACUGAAUUACACAUAGCUCCAUUAGGUCCAACAUUAGACUAUGUAACAUUAUCUAGUGGAACAAAUGAAUUCCAAGAUGCACAAUUACGUCCAAUAUGUCAACGUAUUAAGAGAUUAACGUUAACGCACAGUGAUAACCAGAGGCAAUGGGCGCAUCAAGAUGAUUUCAGAGCAUAUCUGAGGUAUUUUACUAGAUAUGGAUGAAAUAGAAUUGUAUUAGUGUGCCUGUGUAACUUCGUACUAAUGUUUUUAUUUGACCCUAUUGUUAAUAGUGUAAUUGAGCGAUUAUUUCAUCUAAUUCAUGACUCAUUUACAUAAUGUAUUCAAGCUAGUUCCUAUCAGAACUGACAAUGUUUUAGAUUUUUAUUUCGUUCUGAUUGAUGAUUAUUAGGUGAGGAUGGUUUUGAUGUAAUUUUCGCUGGUGUUCUAUUUUUAUUAACAAAGUUUGGUUGUUUUUCCUUCGUUUUCUUGUGGCUAUCAGAUUUAACAGAUGUUGCUUUUGUUAAUGAUGCCGUUGAAUUGACGAAUAUGACAUAAUAAUAGGAUAAUAAUAAAAACAUAACUAAAAAGAAAAGAAAACACCUGAUCUAUGUUGAUCAGUAUCUGAGGGCAUCAGAGGGCAUAUCAGUCGAAAGCAACAAAAGUCGAUUCACACAAAAGUAGUCAAUCAGUUACGGAUGGUUCUAUAAAGCUUUUUGUUGUACAUACAUUCCAUCCUUUAUCUAAUUCUAAAAAAUAAUGAUAUUCAAAUAAAUGAAAAGAAUGAGAAUUCUGAUGGUCCAAUGUUAUCAGUGUACUAGUGUCUUCAACAAAUUCAUCAUUGACGGUAUUUUUAGAAAAGAUCGUCAGGUUAACCAUGGGUUGUAGUAAACUGAUACGAAAACUGAAAAUUGCUGUCUGGUUGAGUUGAAUCAUAUAAGUCAUUCUGGUUCUAGUGUAUUCUAUAUUUUUCAGGAAGCAAGAUAAAUUUGUAAUGCUUUAACAGCAAGUGUCUCAAAGCGAAUGGGCAAAAUCGACUAUUAAAUAGUUGGCGAUGUUCGUUUCGUUCUGCACUCAACUAUAACUCCAGAAAAGCCAUUUUGGGGGUUUUUCGCCUGUUACCGUCAAAAAUAAAAAGCCCUAUAUUUCACUCAUCUCUUGUCCAAAACGACUGAAAUUUUCAGAGAAUGAUUGAUCAUAGAAUACAGAUCCAGUCAAAAAACAUUACAUAGGAUAUAUUAGUGGAUCGCUGGAAAACUCCCUACGAAACCAUAGUUUAGAUCAGGUUUUUCUACUAGUUCCGCAUUCUGUGAUGUAGGAAAUGUUAGAAUUUCAGUAUUUUAAACUUAUCCUUAUACAGUGGUCGAUAGCCACUCUUAUAUAAAGUGCCAGAAUCUCAGAAUUUCAGAAUUUUGAUCUUAUCCUUAUACAGUGUGCGAU